UUACUCUUGUCUUUACUUCUCUUUUUAAUUGUGUAUUUAAAGUUCAAUGUAUAAUAUACUGGGUAUCCUAAAUGUAAUUAUGUUUUCAAUGUACUUUUUUAAUGGACUUGAAUAAAUCAAAUCAAAUUGAAUUGAAUUGAAUUGAAUUGAAUUAUUAAAUGUUAAUAUCUAAUCCCCCAAAAUGAUAUAUCAAAUAUGUUACAAUCUUCCAAAACACUAGAAAGUAAUCUGCAGUCCUUCUCAACGACAAUAUAUAUUUGUAUAUAAUUAGGGUACAGAGGGUGUUAUAUAUACCAGUUUGAAAAAGAACCAUUCUCGAAAGUGUCGUGAAUAUUCAAGGGAUUGGACAAGGAAACCCUUGUGCAAACAAGUUUGCUUAGUGGAGACAACAAAAGGAGGUGUAUUGGCCAUUUGCAUUACCUCCAUUACACAUUAUCCUAUUAUUCUGGUCUUCAGUGACGUAAUAGCGCUGAAUGAUUAAAUUCCCUUUGCACAACGUACUUGUUGAGAGUAUAUUAAAUUAAUGUAAUUUCUCCGUUAGCUUCUGAGAUCGGUGGUAUACUGCUGCAAGGGUCUGAUCAGGUCAACAGAUAAUUACGUACUAGAUAGUCUACAAUAUGACAUGUUUUGAAGAACCGACCUUUUCGCUUGGUCAUUCGCUCUCCUCAUUAUGCUACAGUCAGUGGCAAACUGAUGGUAAAUCGGUGACAGAGCUGAGGAGAUUUCGGAGUUCUCAUUUCCAAAUUAAACGAAACUGUCAUUGGAUGUGCUUGGAAAGAGUGUCGUGCAUGAUGAUGAAAUUGUACAACAUCACAGCUAUAGGUACUACCACCACGUGCAUAUGACUCUUGCUUCAAGAUAACUCAUUGGAGUCUUCAUAGAUCUUUUUACUCCGUCUCAGAAUGAAGGUACCCAAAUCCUUGUUGAUUAAAACAUGUAUGAUCUCGUUAUGUCUAGGCAUUACGUGGCAUCUCGUCUUUACAUAUCUUAAAGAUGAUGUUUUCACCACGAAAAGAGAUGAUUUUAUCACGAAAAGAGAUGAUGAUUUCAUCUCGAAAAAAUUUGAUAAUUUCACCACGAGAACACUGAAGAGAAGCCUCGGGCACAUCGAAGAUGAGGUACUCAAUAUGGACGUUGAAAAGAUGUUGAAUUUUUUAGGAUUGAAAAAGGAUCUAAAUGUGAAAGACAGUCGCCUGGUUGGGAAAUUACUACGCAGUAUGAUAUCUAAUCGUGAAAAAUGUUUAAUUCGUAUUAUCAAGUACUGUGGCAAGCGGUGUGACCACAUGCUCGGUAAUGAUUUGAACCAUCAGACAAAAUGGAUUCGGUUCUCUUGUCCAUUUUCGGAAUCAUGCAGUAUCGAGACAAGAUUCGUCGGUGAGGCUGAUCUGACGAAGAGACUCAUGAAAUCGACUGACGUCCUCGUAUUUGUCGACUCCCUGCAUGAAGGUCUUCAUCUAAGUCAGCUGAUGGCGGAGCGACCACGCGGUCAACUAUGGGUGCUCUUGUCCCGCGAGAGCCCCCAACAUGACCAAGAGUACGCGCCUCCUGAAGGGGUAGGUAACCCGUAUAAUCUCACCAUGACCUACGCUUCGGAAUCCGACCUCUAUUUUCCAUAUUGCUACUUGCAAAGGAAACCGCUCGCCUCAGUGCUGGCCCAUGCCCCUCCCGCUCCCAGGAAGACCAAACUAGUUGCCUGGAUGGCAUCCAACUGCUAUCACCAUGUAUCCUGGCGACGUAGUGAGUUCGUCAAGGAGCUGCAGAAGUUCCUUCCCAUCGAUACCUUUGGAGAGUGUGGCGACUUGGGACGAUUGACAGACGUUAAGGUUCUGAGAGAUUACAAAUUCUACCUGGCGUUUGAGAAUAGUGAAUGCAGGGAAUAUAUCACAGAGAAGAUUUGGAGGACGUGUCUUCAGAAUGGAAUUGUGCCAAUCGUUUACGGCUCCACUCGCGAAGACUACGAGCAUGUUCUUCCACCCAAUUCCUUCAUCCAUCUCGAGGACUUUAGCUCCAUGAGCCACUUCGUCGAGUUCAUCUACGAACUCGAUAAAGACGAGGAAAGGUACCAACGGUAUUUUGAUUGGAGAAAAAACAGGAAAAUUGUCUGUCUUUCGUCGAGAUUCUUCAUCAUGUACGCCCCGGAAGUGAAUCUAUGUUACCUCUUGCGGAAGCUCAUCCAUGUCCAUGUGUUCCCGGAGAUUUCGUUGCAGAAGAGAGAGCCGGAUUUCAGAUCUUGGUGGCAAGGCAAGUGCACAGAUUCCACAGAAAGGAAGGAAGUUCUUGGUUUUGAUAUUCACCAACCUAUGAUUAAAGAGAAGAAGAUUCCAGCAAACCCCUAAUUGUAACUAAGUCACAACAGCGAUACCAUCGCUUUAACCGACAACAGACGGAACGAAAAAAUGCCCCACACAAUCAUGGCCAAGAAUCGAUCUCGGUUUGAAGUAGACGUGGAGUCGGCUUUCCGGUGCGACUGAGGUAUAUGAAUAUCGGUUCAUAUCCAUAAAAGCCUUACUUAGCUAGUUGUCGUACUAAUUAAAGGUUACAGCACAUAGUUGAAAACCAGGCUUAGUGAGGUUGUUUGAACUUAGGCCCAUUUAUUAUGUGUAUUUACUAGUAUUAAGUACCAGGAUAACCAUGGUUACUAUGGUGGAUGGUAAUUUGGACAAAAAAACAUGGUUACCACAGUCUUCUUUCAUCGUCUGUCUAAAGAGUUUACAUAUUGUGGAAACAAUGUGGUAGAGAAAAGCCCACGUGCAUAUUAAUUGGGAAAUAUCGAAAAUAUGACACUUUGACCUCAAAAUAUUCGUGUGCUGCUUUCAAAAGAUAUUGUGUACUUUUGUUAGUGAUGGUAACUGAAAAGUAAAAAUAUGAUAGAGAAAUUAAAGGUAAUUUGUUUGCCUUGUGCGAAUCGAAGUGGAUAAACGCUGCAUUCAAGCCUCAAAUCGGGAUUUAGUAUACAUAAUAGGUCUAUGCAUUUUGUAAGUAUCAUGUAUAUAUUUGCUUAUGUUUUUUUGCCCAUUCGCAUAUAUUUGCACAAUCUUUUGAAAAUGUAUAAUUGAGUAUGUUUGCAUAUUUUUUUUUGAAAUUUUACAUAUGAUUUGCCCAUGCUAUGUCAAUAAUAACGAGAUCUAAAAAUACCCCAAAAUCCAAAGAAGGAAAAUUUAAAAAGCCCUGUUCAUCACCUUUUGAAGUGAUGUAUUACAUAAUCCGAACAUUAAUUUUAUUGGCAAAACAAUACCUUUGAGUUGGUUUCUUUGUAUUCAAUGUUUCCUCAUGUCAUAUCAAUGUGCAAUUGCAGCUUAAUAACAAAUGUGGAGGGUAAUAGUGUGUAACAAUAGAUAUUACAUUAGUUAGCUGUCUUGUAAAAAAGGAAUUUAUAUAUAUAUAUAUAUAUAUAUAAAUUACAUUGUAGGGUAAAAUAACGUUGAAAGGGCAGACCUUCAUGUGUCAACUAAAAUAAUACAAGAAACCGCAUCACUCAUGAUGGCGGAUAAAUGUGGUAAAGAGGCAUACGUAAAGGUCGGGUGAUAGCCAAAUAUAAGUUGAUUCCUGUUGAUGUGUAGGCUGCAUACAACUCAUAUUUUGUUAUUCAACCAUCUG
Strongylocentrotus purpuratus (purple sea urchin) is the source of this 3597-nucleotide messenger RNA. RefSeq names its product glycoprotein 3-alpha-L-fucosyltransferase A-like. The record is from RefSeq and is a predicted model, not a curated record. The transcript has a single exon. Gene Ontology annotation, molecular function: alpha-(1->3)-fucosyltransferase activity. Gene Ontology annotation, cellular component: membrane. Lineage: Eukaryota; Metazoa; Echinodermata; Echinoidea; Camarodonta; Strongylocentrotidae. Bases 903 to 2336 code for a protein of 477 amino acids.